This is a messenger RNA of Caenorhabditis auriculariae, 1074 nucleotides long. NCBI's taxonomy places the organism in Eukaryota, Metazoa, Nematoda, Chromadorea, Rhabditida, Rhabditidae. The record is from the annotation of a GenBank genome assembly.
AUGUGCCAAAUGUGGCAGAAGAUCCGUUACGGGGUGCGGUGGAACCCCGCAGAACGUCUUGCUUUGGCGACUCGCGCUUUGAAUCUUCAGAAAGUCAAGAAUAUUGACAUUUCGCUUGAUCCUCUACAUCACGACAACCUCUCCAUCAGGUUACUUUUUUUCUCGAAAAAGCUUUUUCAGAAAAAUAAUCUCAAUUUUAAUGAUCGUUCUGUCCUAUAAAAUCUCUUGAAACUCGAAGUUAAUCGACAAAAAAAGACGGCUAUUUUUUUAUCUUUUUUUGAAACUAUUUUUUUCGAAAUGCCAUUUGUCACAGAAAUGGAUUACAAAGUUGAAAAAAACAAUUUUUUUCAGGGGCAAUUUUUUAACUUUUUUUAAAAGCUGUCAUAAAAAAAUGUACAAAGUUUUGAAAAAUUCCCUCUUUUUUUCAUUUUAAUGAGCAGCGUGAUCUCCUGUUAUUUAGAUUCGCAAAAAAAUACGUGAAAGUUUUUCAAAUUGAAAAAAAGAGCUUCAUAGAGCCUUCAUUUUCGCUUAUCUAGUGAUUUUUCAGACUCAAUUAAACAAUCUUCUUUUUAUGAAACAACCUUUUAAAAAGCUUGUAAACUUGAAAAAAACUUUGAAAAACUAAGGAUAUUAUGAGAAAUUCAUGGAAGAACUGUUUCCUGGAAGUUUUUUUCAGAGAAAAAAAUUGAUCGAUGAGGGAAUGGAAGUUAUAAAAAUCAAAUCAAAUUUUAGCAAAUUCAGAGUCCAGUUAUCUAUUCUAUCUAAUGAUUAAUGGAAUGAGCGUUUCCAGAACAUUCUGGCACUCAGUGAUGACCCCCAAGGUGAGAAUGACCAAUCCGAACGCGAGGAUCAAGGCCAACGUGCGCAACGACAGGAAGCCGCCGUUCUUCGUCGCCACCCUGGGUGCGAAGUCAUUUCAUUUCCUGAUGACGUCGAGUGGAUUCAGAUGACGGUCAUCAGCUGCAGUUCAACACCGGCAACAUGACCGCCAUGGACGUGAUCAUGACUUUCAAUCGGCUGACGGGAAAUCCGGAGUUGGGCAAGGCUGGCACGCGUCCAAGGGCCAAACUUUGA